Messenger RNA from Schizophyllum commune H4-8, 2394 nucleotides. RefSeq lists its product as uncharacterized. The transcript is spliced from 9 exons. The coding region runs from base 293 to 2266 and encodes 657 amino acids. NCBI's taxonomy places the organism in Eukaryota, Fungi, Basidiomycota, Agaricomycetes, Agaricales, Schizophyllaceae. The record is from RefSeq and is a predicted model, not a curated record.
CACUGUUCACUUCAUUAACCAGGCGUUCUUGCCUAGUGUGCAGAUCAUCGCGUGUAUAUUACUCUUAUGAGUCGAAGCCAUGCACACAACGUUCGACUUCGCUGCCCGAGGAUCAGGUUCCUAUACGCAGGCAGGCCUUGAAGGGGCUCGGGGCGAGCUACUUGCCAUGCAUUCAUCGACUUAAGCUGCCUGCUCGCUACUAUGCGCUUGCCUCAGGACACUCCGAGGAUCGUCUCCUCUAGCCGCUUCUUGACGCUUCCCUUUCGCUCGCGAGACUUGGUGGUGUACAGCCAUGAUCAAGCGCUGUCUUGACGCUCUAUACUCUGCCUUAGACCGCGUCUACGUGCUGCGGCAGCUGUCCUACGCGCUGCAUGGCUUCCUCGUCGGCCUCCAUCUCGCCCUGGGCAUCCUUCACCUCCUUCCCCUCGAGCAAUCCGUCACGUUCUCUCUCUCACCGGACGACGACCCCUCUGAUACCUCGCUCGCUGUGGCCAUGACUAUGUCCGGGACCAUCUUCGCAACCCUCUACGGCUCACUUCUCAUCUGGGUCACGCAGAAGCUCGCUCUUCGGCGCCUAUUGACGAGCCGGCAAACGCUGACAGCGAUGCACGAUGAGUACAACUCGUGGAUAGGUAUCGGCUCGGCAAUGCUGGCGCUUGUCGGCCAGUGCAGGAUACGGAGCGCGCUUCCAUGGGUAUCGUGCAUCACUGCGUACCUUGUUUGCAUAACGGCCCUUCAUUCUACGGUUCCUUCGAUGGUCACGGUAAAGGUCGGUGAAGUGGACUUCGAGGACUCUGUCACGACUCGCCUGGCGUACCCGGACGUGCAAGGCAUGCUAUACUCCAGCGCGUCUACCUCGGAGAACGCGCCCAGCCUCUACCAUGCCCUCUUCACUGACGCCUCGAGUCUGCUACCCUACAUCGCGCUCCUCAACGGCGACCAGGAGCCGGGCCUCGCGCGCUCGACCAUAUACGAUAUCACCAUGCCAGAGGCGGGCAUGCGCCAGAGCAACAGCACCACGCUCGUCAACUCGACGACCUUCUCUGUGCGGUGCGGGAAGCUGGAGUCGCUCAGGCUCGAGGGUUAUCAUCCCAAGGACGCCCGGGAAGUACGGCACUACGACCUCUCGCAUGUGUAUCCCAAUGGCACGAAGCAGGAUGGGUUGCGUAUCCUGAACAUGCAGCCCAACAACGCCAUGGCCUUCGCCUGGCUCAACAGCUCGUCGGACGCCGAUGCCCGCCCCGCCUUCAACCGCAGCUUCUACCUCUACGGCACCUUCAACGUCAUGGACUCCGCCGGCGUCUGGCUGCCCAACCUCACCCUCCCCCAGCGCGUCGCUGCCGGCGCGCCCGUCAACAUGUCCGUCGUGGGCUGCAAUUUGUACAGCAGCGACGCGUUCGUGCAUGUGAACACGACGACGCGGCUGGCUGUGCGCGAGGAGGUGGCGAAUAUGAGCACGGGCGCGCAUUGGGAGGCGUAUGAGCCGCGGGGGGCUGUGGAGGCGGGGGAGUUGGGUAUCUUGGAUUUGUGGACGACGGCGAUCUCCAAGCAAUACGAGACGAACUUCAGUCUGGGGAGAUCGGAGACCCACAAGCUUGGGUUCAUGGCGAAGUAUCUUACUUCGCGUCUGGGGCUCAAGCUCCCGAGUUACUCGGGCGCAUACGUUCCCCGUCGACGGGUACAUCUGUACGAACUGGAGAAUGCGCUCAGCGAACUGGUCGCCUCGUAUUUCUGGGCGUUGAACCAAGUGAACACGAACAACCAGUAUGGUAUCGAGCGCACCAGCGUCACAACGACUCUCGUACCCAUGCCUGUUCGAAAAUUUCGCCUCAACCGCCUCUCCAUCUUCAGCGGCCUCCUCAUCUCCCUCGCGCUCCUCUGCAUGAACUACCUCCUCGUCCGCCCGCGCGUCUCGCGCGCCAAGCACGCCGUCGAUAUCCUCGACUCGCUGGGCCUCCUGCAGACCGUGUGGUUCCUGCGCAAUAGGCCGGAUGUGCUGAGUACGGUGGGGAGGGUGGAGAAUCCGGUGGAGGAUGAGUUGAGGGGAGCGGGGAUGUUUGUUAUGGAGCCGGAUAUCAGGGACUCGGUGUGCGUUCGUGAUGUGGGGUGUGCUGGCAGAGGGGAGACGCCGAUUCCACUGAUGUUGCUUCCGGCCGGGACGAAACAAUCGCGAGAAGGAGAUGGGGGAAGGGAAGAGAUGAAGACGGCGAAGCUCGAUGCCAACUGUACGCCGUCCAGCUGGCAGGAGUUUGAUAGUGAUUGUUGAUAUAUCUAAUCGCUGGUCGUUCAUUCCCUUUACACAGCGAGUGUCUCGCGCGUAGCACUGAAAUGUUCCUUUUGGGGUGUAAUAUAACCAUACAGCAAGUAUCAUGGCCAUAUGAGCUUGUCGCCGGC